Molecule: messenger RNA, 2247 nt
Organism: Chenopodium quinoa (quinoa)
Lineage: Eukaryota; Viridiplantae; Streptophyta; Magnoliopsida; Caryophyllales; Amaranthaceae
Product: protein ECERIFERUM 1-like
Exons: 10
Coding region: 240-2099 (619 amino acids)
Biological process (GO): lipid biosynthetic process
Molecular function (GO): iron ion binding; oxidoreductase activity
Source: RefSeq, a predicted model, not a curated record
GUGAGUGUCGCCACGAAGAGCUUGGCUAGUUGCCUCAAGCAAAUCGCUCGGGGAUAGGGGUAGGGCCACUUACUUACAGGCUCCUCCUAUAAUUAAGUUAAGAGAGAAUGAUAAUAAAGUUGGACGUAGCUUAUAUAUAGGCUUUGAAUAAUAAUAAUAAUAGUAAUAAAGUCGUAGCUUUAAUUAAUUUAAGAGAGAGUGCUAAUUACUUAGUUUAAAGUUGUAAGAGAUAAAAGUGUAUGGCGUCUACUCCUGGUAUCUUUUCUCACUGGCCGUGGGAACCUCUCGGUAACUUCAAGUAUGUUUUAGUGGCACCAGGGAUUAUUCAUAGCAUAUACUUGUACUUGGCGAGAUCGGAUGAGAGAAAUCCAUUCUAUCUCUUUGUGUUCUUUUGUAUGCUAUGGAGGAUGCUUCACCAGAAGCUAUGGAUAAGUUUGUCUCGAUAUCGAACAGCAAAAGGCAACAACCUUAUUGUCGAUAGGAGUAUCGACUUUGAGCAAGUUGACAGGGAAAGCAAAUGGGAUGACCAGAUUCUGUUUAAUGGGAUCUUAUUCUAUAUUUCAUAUUGGGUGCUAGAGGAUGCAAAGAACAUGCCUUUAUGGAGAAUGGAUGGUCUCCUUCUAGUUUUCAUAAUUCAUAUUGGUCCUGUUGAGUUUCUCUACUAUUGGUUACAUCGCGCUCUACACCAUCACUUCCUUUACUCUCGCUACCACUCUCAUCACCAUUCUUCUAUUGUAUCUCAACCCCAUACUGCUGUGAUUCAUCCAUUUGCUGAACACAUAGCAUAUUAUUUUAUCCUUGGAUUACCAUUGAUGGUAACCACAUUCAUGGGAACUAUCUCUAUAGCUACUGUGGCGUUGUAUCUCACUUACAUCGACUUUAUGAACAGCAUGGGUCAUUGCAACUUUGAGUUCACUCCGAAAUGGGUGUUUGAUAUGAUUCCUCCACUGAAAUAUCUCAUGUACACUCCCUCGUAUCACUCUAUGCAUCACACCCGUUUCAGGACAAAUUACUCUCUUUUCAUGCCAUUCUAUGAUUACAUCUAUGGAACAAUGGAUGAAUCAACAGAUAUAGUUUAUGAAAGUUCUCUGAAGAAGCCGGAAGAUGUUCCGGAUGUGGUUCACCUUACGCAUCUGACAACUCUGCAGUCUGUCUACCAUCUCCGGCUUGGGUUUGCCUCACUUGCCUCGAACCCUUUGAACUCCAAAUGGUACAUGUGGCUAAUCUGGCCUCUCACAUGCUGGUACGCGCUCAUAGCUUGGGCCUAUGGUAGGACAUUCAUCAUCGAAAGAAACACAUUUAAGAAGCUUAAGGCAAAAUUAUGGAUUGUGCCAUGCUUUAAGAAAGAAUAUCUCUUACAAACGAAGGGAGAUGCUAUAAACAAGUUGAUUGAAGAAGCCAUACUAGAGGCAGAGGAGAAAGGAGUCAAAGUAGUAAGCCUAGGACUUUUAAAUCAGGAGGAAGAGUUCAAUAGAAACGGCAAAAUUUACUUGGAAAAGCACCCUAAGCUCAAAGUAAAAGUGGUAGAUGGUAGUAGCUUAGUAGUCGCGGUGGUGCUUAAUAGCAUUCCUGUGGGAACUUCCCAGGUUAUGUUUAGGGGUAGGCUGUCGAAGGUUGCUUGUUCCAUUGUUUCGGCGCUAUGUCACAAGGGCAUCCAGGUUAGUACCAUUAGAAAUAUUGAAUAUGAGAAGCUUAAAAAGUCUUUGACAACAGAAGAUGGCUCCAAUUUGGCUCUUAUAACAAAUGGCUUUAAUCAAAAGGUAUGGUUAGUCGGAGAAGAUUUAACAAAAGACGAGCAGUCUAUGGCAUCAAAGGGAACUAUAUUUGUUCCUUUCUCUCAGUUCCCUCCCAAGAAAAUAAGAAAUGAUUGCUUCUAUCUCAACACACCAUCAUUGGUGGCUCCUAAAUCAUUCGGAAACUUGCAUUCUUGUGAGAACUGGCUGCCAAGAAGUGUGAUUAGCGCGAGGCGUGUGGCAGGGAUUGUACAUGCUUUAGAAGGGUGGAAUGUGAAUGAAUGCGGUGAUGAGAUUUUCGAUGUUGAAAAAAUAUGGGAAGCUUCCCUUCAACAUGGAUUUCUUCCAUCCAAGACCUUUGCUUAGCCAUAUUAGCUCAAGAGUUUAAUGCAUUGAUGUAUAUAGUGACUAAUUAGUCCAUGAAUAUUUGCUAUGUAUUGUGCAAACUUCAAAUUAUGGAGAUGGAGUUGUAAUAACUCAUGAAAGUAUUAAAUUUAUAACCUACUUCAUAUUU